AGGCAAAACCAGCAGAACAUUGGUCUUCAAUGGCAACGAGCAAAGUUGUAUGAGAAGAUUGGCGAUCACAAAAAGGCCAUCGAGUCGUACCAGAAAAUUGUUGAUCUAUUGCCAAUAGAACAAGGGGAACAGUGUUUACAGAUUGCAAGGGUCAUGGCUAGGAGUUGCCACUUGAAUAAGGAUGUACACUCGGCCAUUAACAUCCUGGAACAAGCAGUCUCCAAGCAUCCAUCUCUGAUCACAUCUGAAGAUGUGAAUAUGUUGGCUGAACUACACAUAUGUCAGAAGCAGCACCAACGGGCGUUACAAGUGAUCUGUGAUCAUUGUGGCGUGCAGAUGACCUCACGUGACUCUACCGCCAUCAUGGAACAAAUCACCCAAGCCGAGACUGACUCGGGAUCAGAAGCUCCAUCAGUAGAUGUGAUGGUUGCCGAGGAAUUACCGAUCGAUCUGAGAGUGAAGCUUGGCGUGUGCUUAAUUUAUGCGAAAUAUCUGCAGGCAUCGAGGGCAGUAUUGCAUGAUUUGUUUGACCAAUCAGUAGAUGACUUUGGGGAUCUGUUUUUUUACGUUGCAGAGGCUUACCUUGAAGUUGGUUGUUUCAAUGAUGCAAAACCUAUUAUUGCAACUCUAGUACAGAGCGAGGGGUACAAUCUCGCCGCAGUGUGGCUUCGGUAUGCAGAGUGUCUGAACUCGUUAGAAGAAAAAGAGCAUGCUGCAAGUGCAUAUAGGCGCGUACUGGAACUAGCGCCCUCGCACAUCGAUGCUCGUUUGGCGCUAUCUGCAAUUGAACAGCAGCUUGGUAGAUCUCAAGCAGCCCUUGAUGUCCUCUCUCACGAAACACAGAUGGAGGAUGAGGAUUCGUCAACAGAAAAAGACAUACAGCUGAUCCACCAGAAGUGCAUGUUGUUGUACUCCCAAGGCGAUAUGCGCAUGUUUGCUAAGCAAGGACUCAGAAUGAUGGCUCAUCACUUCUCUGAUACUUUUUACCACAACGAAAAUAUCUCAAAUGAUUUGAAAACACGCAGAAAAAUAAGGAUGUUAAAAUAUCAACGUCACUUACGAAUACUGACGGAGGCUGAGCCCUGUAAUCUGAUAGGGGACGACAGUCUGAUCGCGAAAGAGGUCUGGUGGGAAUUAUUCAAGAAGGUAUCACAGGCCCUGGCAAGCUGUGGGGAGUUCACAGCGCUGCAUCAUCUGCUGUCGUCAGCCAUGUGGUCAAAUCAAUAUGCAAAUCAUCCACUAAAGUUGAAGGAAAUUGGACAUAUGAUGAUAUUUGCAGCGUAUCUCAGCGGUGAUUUUCUAAACCAAAAAGCAAACUGGUAUUUAAGAAAUGCCUGCAGAAAGGAUGGUGAUUACAUGCAGCCCUGGAAUCUGCUAGGAUUGAUGAUGGCCCAACAUCAUGACAUGAAGUUCUUGAUGCGGUUUUGUUUUCGUCUUACAAUAGGGAAAUACCCUGACAGCUUUGCUCUUGCCCUGUUGAAUGGUCACCAUGCAUUUCAUAGGGGAAGUUACAAGCAUGCACUAGGCGAGUAUGUGCGUGGGUACAAGAUGGACCCAGACUCCGCCAUGACAAACCUCUUCAUCGCUCUAACAUUCCUUCAUAUUGCUUGCCAAAAGUUUCCUACAAAGCGACAUAUGUUGAUAAUGCAGACAGUUGCAUUUUUAAAAGAAUAUGAAAAGCUAAGAGGUGAUACCCAAGAAACCAAUUACAACAUCGGUCGUGCAAUGCAUCACUUGGGUUUAUUUCAUCUUGCAAUACAUUUUUAUAAUACGGUCCUAGAAACAGCACGUUGAUAUACAGAUCCAGUGGGAAUGACGAUCUAGCAAACCAUAUGUUGAUGACACAUAUCGUGGUAUGACAUGCACAAGAUGUUAAAUGGUUUCAGUUUAAAAGACAUGAUACAUCCACAUGGUUCAGUGGUAGAGCCUUUAGAGUAGCUUCCAAUUUAGUGGAUGUGGUUCGAGCCAGAAAUUGGUCAUGACGUAUUUAUCUUUUGGUUACUGUCUGUUCAUCCAGAUGAUUGGUCCUUUGUUCAUCCCAGACUUUUUUAAUGGUUGGUCCUUGAUAUCGGAAAUUAAUGUUUCAUUGAAACAUGUAUGCAACAGUGGUAAGUAGCCUUACACUCAAAGCAAUGUAAUGCAUUGGGACUACAUACAGGAAUCCCGAGUUAGAAGAAGUAAUUUCCGGGAGAUCGGUUGAAUAGCUUUCUCAGAACAUCUAAUUUUAUUUUGCUGCUUAUGGUGAUAAAAAUAAUACAAAAUAGACACAAACUUCUGUGAGACAAAUGACAGUAAAAAGUAAUACAAUAGUAAGAACAUGCAGAUUUAAUUAAUUUGCUGGAGAUGGGUUAUUUUCCAGUACAUUCUUGUUAGGGUGCAGAAGGACGUCCUUAUUUCUGGGAGAGACUUGCAAUUUGCGGGAGAUUUGGGACCCACAUUAUAGCAGUCUCAAUGCUAUUUAAAAAAGAAAAGUGUAUGCUUUUCAGAUUUUGAAUUGAAUAAAAAUACAUUCUCAAAUCGUGUCAGUGUCCACAUUUGUUUGCAUAACUGUAGUCAUAUUAUAGAGUAAAAGAAUG
This is a messenger RNA of Anneissia japonica, 2576 nucleotides long. Its product is annotated as general transcription factor 3C polypeptide 3-like. Lineage: Eukaryota; Metazoa; Echinodermata; Crinoidea; Comatulida; Comatulidae. Gene Ontology annotation, cellular component: transcription factor TFIIIC complex. Gene Ontology annotation, molecular function: protein binding. The transcript is spliced from 13 exons. The record is from RefSeq and is a predicted model, not a curated record. Bases 154 to 1794 code for a protein of 546 amino acids. Gene Ontology annotation, biological process: transcription by RNA polymerase III.